GUCGUUGAUAUAAUGCGAACAAAUGUUGAGAAAGUGCUCGAAAGAGAUCAAAAACUAUCUGAAUUGGAUGAUCGAGCCGAUGCCUUACAACAAGGUGCUUCGCAGUUCGAGCAACAAGCUGGCAAACUCAAAAGGAAAUUCUGGUUGCAAAACUUAAAGAUGAUGAUAAUUAUGGGAGUAAUUGGUCUUGUUAUAGUUGGAAUUAUUGCAAAUAAACUAGGCUUAAUAGGUGGAGAACAACAACCACAAUACCAAAAUUAUCCACCAUACAUGCCGCCACCACCACCACAAACACAGCCAGCCGCUGGUGGUACAUCAUCUUUAGUGGGAGAUGAUAACAAUAAAUUACAACAUGAUGCAGUAAAAAGUUUUCAAUAAAUGUUAAACUAAUUCAACAAAUACAAAUAAUUCAACUAUUAAUAAAAUAAAUAUUUAUGAAAAAUAAAACACACACACACACAAGUAUACAAAUAGAAAGGAAAUCAUAAAAUUCAUAAAAUUAAAAUAGGGGUGCUCACACUUUGGUGCAAUUGUGUGAAAAGUUUGUGAAAUGUGUAAAUUUAAAAAAAAAUUUCGAAUUAUAUUUUAUGUAAAAUUGCAUAUUUAACACAGCCGGAUCCUUUACUAAAUUAUGUGUCAUGUGCCUAAAUCUUGAAUCAUGAAGAAUUGCCAUUACAUUAAAGUAAAUACAUGAAUAGGUAAAGAGAUAAUUUUACAUGGAGUUUAUUGCAAUGGUUGUUCCUGCUUUGUGAAAAGUAUUAAGACACUUUUUUUUUAAAUUGUACAUUCCAUAUACAUUCAACAGGUAAUUGCACCAAAGAAUGCAUACCCUUCACAUAAAAAGAAUACUUCAAUACUGAAGUUCUCAAUUCUCAAAAAAUAAACAUUUCAACAUUUAACACUUUUGAUGACAAUUAAUUGUACUUUGAAGAAAUAUUUUAUUGACUUAAUUAAUUAAACAAUU
This is a messenger RNA of Teleopsis dalmanni, 964 nucleotides long. RefSeq names its product vesicle-associated membrane protein 2. Lineage: Eukaryota; Metazoa; Arthropoda; Insecta; Diptera; Diopsidae. Gene Ontology annotation, molecular function: SNAP receptor activity; syntaxin binding. The record is from RefSeq and is a predicted model, not a curated record. Gene Ontology annotation, cellular component: SNARE complex; plasma membrane. Gene Ontology annotation, biological process: vesicle-mediated transport; vesicle fusion.